GAACGAAGUGGAUCGAGCGAUGAAGAUGAAGAUCAACCGCGCCUGCGACCUCAGCUCCAUCUCCGUCCUCCCUCCUCACGCCAGGAGACCAACAACUCUACAAGCUGGAGGACAAGCAUCGCAUCUGCAAACUCAGCAACAGUCGCAACAAUCAUUUUCUCAGGGACUUUCAUCACAGCAUGGGCUAUUUUCUCAGUUCUCUCAGACUUCUCUGGAUGAAGUUUUAACGAACGAUCUGAGAUAUAGUUCUGGAGAACGAGAGAACUCUAAAAAGAACAUACCUUCCUUAGCUCGGGUCAAUCGUACGCGAGAAGAGAGUCAAAUGCCAAUCUCAAGAAAUUCCACCAAACUUAUCCGGAAGUGGAGUGCCAGUUCCUCAUUAGAUGGUGGAAGUCAGAUAACAGAAGAACUUGAGCGCAGAAUUGGAUUGAUGGAAGCUUCAUUGAGCAGGUAUGGGAUAGUAGUGGAUUCUGUCCAGAGUGAUGUCAUGCAAGUAAACAAAAGAACAAGAGAAUUAUCCCUAGAAGUGGAAAGCAUACAGCAGAAGUUGAUGAACCAGGAUAACUCAUUGCAGCAGAUGAGCAAAGGACAGGAAGAUAUCAAAGCUAGCCUGGAUGGUUGUUUCAAAUCAAUAUCUGAACAACUCAAUAAGCACAAAAACGAGGACAGAUUGCAGGAAGUCUUCUCAGCACUUUCAGCUUUACCAGAGAAGGUAGAAGGACUAAUGCUGAAACUACAAGAUCAGCUUCAAAAUACCUUCACUAAAGAAAUGCAGGCAGCACGACAGAUCCUGCGGGACCAAAAAUCAGCAGCACCUGCUGUUCUUCCAGUAAAGGGUACCAUCAUUUGUGCUCUCCCACAAAGGAAAGCACAACAGUUACAAAGUUCAGCGGCAAAUUCAGCAGCGCAUUUGCAAACCAAUUUGGUAUCGAAGACAGAAAUAGGAGGGUGGACGUCAGUGAAGUCGGAAAAAUCAACUUUUGCUUCUAAUAUGCCAACUAUGAAGCACAAGCAAAAAGAUGUGUUAUCAAACAGAAAGGUCAGGGUGGAUGAAAGAGAAUGUCGACUUGCGAUUGAGUCGGAUGAGGAGAUUGAUGGUGGAUUUUCUUGCUUACUUGAUGACAGGGAGACAGAUAGGGGAAGCUCCAUUACAGAUGAAGUCAAGGUAGAGACGGCACGUAUUCUAAGGAAAGCGAGGAAACGAAAGUGGAGGUCUUCCAAAACUAUAGUCAUUAAUUGAAGGCCAAUGCUUCUUCCAUAGCUUGGUGUUGGAAAUAAGGCUCAAAUUCCUGGCGGAGAGGAGACAAGCCUCUGGAAAAGCACAUCCGGUUCUGCUGAAUAACCACGGUAAGGUAUCUUCUUACCUGACCGAGCGUCGUAAACUGCUGUAACCGUUAAUCGUACACGUAAAUCUGGUGUAACUAUGUCGCGGACAUUUACCUAGCUGUUUACAUCUUAGUAAGAUGUACUCACUGGAUAUAUCUGUAGCAUUUCAUGAUUGAUAUUCUGGAGAAUGAAGUUGUCUAUUAGACUUUCGCUGAA
Molecule: messenger RNA, 1542 nt
Organism: Syzygium oleosum
Lineage: Eukaryota; Viridiplantae; Streptophyta; Magnoliopsida; Myrtales; Myrtaceae
Product: putative recombination initiation defects 3
Exons: 12
Coding region: 20-1240 (406 amino acids)
Biological process (GO): meiotic DNA double-strand break formation; chromosome organization involved in meiotic cell cycle; microsporogenesis
Cellular component (GO): nucleus
Source: RefSeq, a predicted model, not a curated record